UUACUUUGAACUCUAUAUUUCAUGUUUCCUGACAUACCCCCCAAAGAACUGCAAUUAUGCCAGCAAGGCUGUAGGAGCAUUGAACAGUUCUUUCCCAGUUCUUUUGAUUUUUUUUUUGUUGCCUGUCCAUGCAUUCCUGUCCUGUUCAGAGCUAUGUUUUUUUACAUUUUAUUUGUGGUGUGAAUAGUUCUGAGGAUAUUAGAAAAACGUGCUGAAGGUUCACUCUGAGGCAUGGCUAUUUUUGAUAGAAGCUGACACUUUAGACUGAGCUUUAAGUGUUGCUUCUGGAAGGUCUUGGGUUGUUCUGGGAGGAUUCUGCAGAGGAAACAGACAUUUCAGGGAGCAUAAAAGAAGAAGGAACACAAUUAGAAAAAGCAGAGGACCUCCCUCCUUCUCAUCCUGCAGCUCCUGCGAGAGUCAGCAACCCAGAAGUAUUAUCUCAGCUGCCACAGUAAAUCUUGACCUUUUAAACAGAGUAUCUCUUACCAUCAUCAUGGCCGAGAUAACAGCAGAAGGACACAUGUCUACAACCACGACGAUAAUCGAUGGCAAGAACGGAUCCGUUCCUUCGUCACCCAUGAAAGUGGGCAAGAAGUCAGUGACAGAAGACCUUGUGACAACGUUCAGCUCACCAGCUGCAUGGCUUCUUGUUGUUGCUCUGAUUGUUACCUGGUCAGCAGUAGCUAUUGUAAUGUUUGACUUGGUGGAUUACAAAACCUUAGCAGGCAUAGCCACCUACUCACAACAUUGUGAUGAUCCCUGUUCCCCACCUGGAAGAUCUGUUCACAAGCUCAGCACAGAACCACUGAGAAUCAUUCAUGAGACACUGGAAGAGUCUUCUGAUUGGAUUUAUGGCUUUUUUUCUUUACUGUCUGACAUCGUAUGGAGUGAUGAUGAUGACAGUGAUGAAGGUGAAGUAGAACCUUCCCUGAAAAAAGAAAUUCAAAAAGAGAAAAUGGAGAGACCUGAAAAACGAACACCAGCAAAGGCAACACACCGAGACAAACCUGAAAAACAAGAAAAAACUGAGAAGAAGGAACCCCCAAAGGUGACAAGUAAAGACAAAGUGGAAAGACAAGAAAAACCUGAAAAAAAGGAAAGGCAUGCAGCUGUUCACAAAGAGAAACCUGAAAAGCCAGAAAAACAAGAAAAGAAAGCACCAUCUAAAGUAAGUCAAAAAGAUGCACCUGAAAGACAUGAAAAAGCUGAAAAGAAACCUCCUCCCAAAGAGGAGAAGAAAGUAAAGAGCACUAAAGUGGAAGCAAAAGUUAAAAAGGAAGUGAAGGAUGGAAAAGGAGAAGCAAAGACGGCAGAGAAGGUCAAGAAGGCAGAGACAAAAGCAACAGAAACUGGGCUAAUAAAGGCCAAAACGAAAGUAAAGGAGGAGAAAGCUCUUCAGACUGUAACUAAAUCGGACAAGAAAGAUCAAUAUGCAUUCUGUCGCUAUGUGAUUGACAUGUUUGCGCAAGGGGAUUUUUAUCCAGGUGCAGGACAUAAGGAAUUCGUACCACCUCGUCUGCUUCUAGAACACAGUCCAAGAAAGAAACCAGCAGCUAUUGAAGAAGAAAAGUCUAUUGUGGUACCUAAAGAAGUGAAAAAGAGAAAAGAGGAAAAGAAAAAGAGUGAUGAAAAGAAGACUACGACUGAAACUAAGAUGAAAGAAAAAACAGGAAAAAAGGAGAAAGCUCAUGAGAAGACAGCUGUCCCUGAAAUUAAAAAAGCAGAUAAAAAAGAAGCUGUUGUAUCCAAAGAACUCAAAAAGCCAGCAAAAGCUCCUGCAGCCAACCCUGCCAUCAAAAAAGCAGCAGCACCAGAACAACAUAAAAAAGAAAAAGUAAUGGAAUCUGGCAAAGCACCAAAGAAAGAAGCAAAAGUACAUGCAUCUGUGGAAACUCCAAAGUCAAAAGCAGGACUUGAAAAAAAAGAAGGAAAAGCAACAAAGGCAGCAGUGCAAGAUAAACCAAAGAUGAAACAAGGAAAUCCUGGAAAAGAGAAAGAAUCAAAAUCUCCAGCUGCCACAAAGGAUAAAGAACAUGAGAAAGAAAAGGAAGGAAAGAAUCCUACAUCUUUAAAAGAAAAAGAUUCCCUGAAAGGAAAAAAUCCCAGGAAUCCAGAGAUCUUAAGAGAAAAAGAGGCUGGUAAAAGAAAAGAUGUGAAGCCUCCAGCAGCCUUAAAGGAGAAAGACUCUUCAAAACGAAAAGAAAUUAAGGCUUCAACUAAUCCUAAGGAAAAAGCUGCAGUGAAAAAGGAGGGGGAGAAGAAAGCUACCUCAGAAAACCCUCAUGAGCACAAGCAUGAACGUGUUAAACGUGAAAAAGCUGUCUCUCAGACUAAGCCAGAGGAGAAAAUGAAACAACAAAAGGCAACUCCCACUGAGAAGUCAGCCCAGGCAAAGACAGCAAAGCAUGAAGCAGUCAGACAUGAAAAAGAUGUUCCCCUUACAAAACCAGUCAAACCAAAAAACACUGCAAAGCCAACAGCUGAAAUCCCAACAUCAGCCACAAGAAAAACAAAGACAACUAAGGAAAAAGAAGAGAAAACAACUGAGAAGAAACAGCUGAAAGAUGAAAAAACUAAAGUAAAAGAAGAUCCACGACAUCAAAAUGUGACAUCAGGAAAAGACCAAGUCCAAAACCAUUUAAGGAACCUGGAGGUGCACAAGUCCAUGGGACCUGUCAAGAUACAGCCAUGGGUACUGAAAGAACUGGCUGAGGAAGUGGCUAUGCCACUACCCAGUAUAUUUGAGAAGUCAUGGCAAUCUGGUCGAGUUCCCACUGAAUGGAAAAGUGGAAAUAUAAUACCCUUUUUUAAAAAGGCAGAUAAGGAAGAACUAGGGAACGACAGGUCAGUCAGUCUCCCCUCAAUGUCUGACAAGAUCAUGGAGCAGCUCCUCCUGGAAACUCUGCUAAGGAACACAGAAAACAAUGAGAUGAUUGCUGGCAGCCAGCAUGGCAUCACUAAAGCCAAAUCAUGCCUGACAAAUUUCUUGGCUGUCUACCAUAGUGUUACAGCAGUGGUGGAUGAGGGAAGGGCAACAGGGAUCAUCUCCCUGGACUUGAACAAAGACACUGUCCCUCGUGACAUCUAUGUCUCUAAAAUGGAGAGACGUGGAUCUGACAGCUGGGCCACUGGCUGGAUAAAGAACUGGCUGGAUGAUCAUGCUCAAAAUGUUGAAGUCAGUGGUGCCAUGUCCAAAUGGAAAGCGGUGCCAAGAGGUGUUCCCCAGGGAACAGUGUUGGGACUGGUGCUUUUUAACAUCCUCAUUGGUGACAUGGACAGUGGGUUUCAGUGCACCCUCAGUGAGUUCACCCAUGACACCCAGAUGUGUGAGGCAGUCAACACGCUGGAGGGAAGGAAUAACACCCAGAGGGACCUUGUCAGGUUUGAGAGGUGGGCCCAGGUCAUCCUGAUGAAGUUCAACAAUGCCAAGUGCGAGGUGCUGCACCUGGUUUGGCGCAGUCCCAAAACCAAUUUUAGGCUGGGCAGAGAAUGGAAAGAGACUAGCCCUGGGGAGAAGGACUUAGGGCUGCUGGUAGAAGAAAAGCUGGACAUGACUCAGCAGUGUGUGCUGGCAGUGAAGAAAGACAUCUGUAUCCUGGGCUGCAUCAAAAGCAGAGUGGUCAGCACAUCAAAGGAAAUGAUUGUGUCCCUCUACUCUGCCCUGGUGAGACCCCACCUGGACUACUGUGUUCAGGACUGGGAACCCCAGCACAAGAAAGAUGUUGAAAUGUUGGAGCAAGUCCAGAAGGGAGUUAUUAAGUUGACCCCAGGGCUGGAGCACAUCUCCUAUGAGAAUAGGUUGAGAGAGAUGGGGCAGUUCAGCCUGGAGAACAGAAGGCUUCGGGGGUACUUAAUAACAGCCUUCCAGUAUGUAAAGGGGACCUGCAAGAGAGCUAAAGAAGGACUUCUUACAACAGCAUGUGGUGACAGGACAAGAGAGAAUGGCUUUAAGCUGAAGGAGGUUGGAUUUAGUUUAGAUAUUAGAGAGAAAGUUUUUACUGUGAGGGUGGUGAGGCUCUGGAACAGGUUGCCCAGAGAGGUUGUGGACUCUCCAUCCCUGGAGGUGUUCAAGGCUAGGUUGGACAAGGUUUUGAGAUACCUGCUGUAGUGGAAGAUGUCCCUGACCAUGGCAGGAUGGCUGGAACUAGAUUAUCUUUAAGGUCCCUUCCAACCCUAACCAUUCUAUCACUCUGUAAUUCUAAAGGAUACUCUGCCAACAGGCAAACUUCUUCCCAGAUUUGAUUGUACCUGAGAUGUUCCGUUAAUUUUCUUUCAGAAUACUUAAUGGUAAUAAGCAUGCCCAUGUCUUAAACCUUAAGGGUUUGUCUCAGUCACCAAUAAAAUUGCAUUAGAUAGUAUGGCUGGUGGCUGAAACAGCAAACCGCUGAAUUUGGGUAGUAACAGAGGUAAUAGGAAGUUUCUUUCUGUUAAGUGUGCUAUUUGCUUUCAUAAUUCUAAAAUUCUUUUCAUUUUUUGUGCUAAAUUUUUCUCAGGAAUUAAUUUGUUCUCCCAAUAAUCCCAUGUUAAGCUCCAGCUAGAAGAAGAAAGCAAUCUUUUUUGAAAGUGAAUCAUCAAACUGAAAAAUUUUAGCUGUGGUAAAGAAAAACAGAAACAUUUAAUUCACCUGCUUUUUUAAUUGUAAAAAGGAGUAUCACAAAAUUAGGUCUCCUUAGUUUUGAUCCUGUCAAAGAAAUGGGAAAAUAAAGCUGCUAACAUUAGUACUCCAGCCAUAAUUUCCAACUGAAUCACAAAGAUAUAAAUAUGCAUUUAUCAUGCAACCCACCUCCUGAGGGGUUUCUUUUCCUUCAGAAAAGAUGCAAAGGAGAUGUCUUGAACACCAUGUUGUUAAAUUAAAGCUUAAAAGUAGCAUUUCAGUGAAGAAAAGGCAACAUGAAGACAACUCGAUGAGAACCUUCCACGUGCCUCUCCAAACUGCAUCUUCCUGCCAAAGUCACACAGCCAGACUUUCCCAAAACAGCUGAGUCUCCUUUGCUUUGAUGUGUGUGUGUACGAGUCUGCCUUGAGAAAAUCUGAAUAAAUCACUGCUGCUUGA
This is a messenger RNA of Oenanthe melanoleuca, 5053 nucleotides long. RefSeq names its product triadin (gene TRDN). NCBI's taxonomy places the organism in Eukaryota, Metazoa, Chordata, Aves, Passeriformes, Muscicapidae. Bases 494 to 4108 code for a protein of 1204 amino acids. The transcript is spliced from 40 exons. Gene Ontology annotation, cellular component: sarcoplasmic reticulum; membrane. The record is from RefSeq and is a predicted model, not a curated record. Gene Ontology annotation, molecular function: signaling receptor binding.